Zingiber officinale is the source of this 2327-nucleotide messenger RNA. RefSeq lists its product as uncharacterized. The transcript is spliced from 11 exons. The record is from RefSeq and is a predicted model, not a curated record. Bases 469 to 2061 code for a protein of 530 amino acids. Lineage: Eukaryota; Viridiplantae; Streptophyta; Magnoliopsida; Zingiberales; Zingiberaceae. Gene Ontology annotation, cellular component: membrane.
ACACUCUGCAGAGAAGGAAAGAAUCACAUCAACAGCACUCGAGAAUAUGUAUAUAUACACACACACAGACACACAAGUAUAGUAAAAAAGGUCUUUGCAGAGGGCUCCAGCUGCCUCCUUACUCGCUUGGGCUUCCUUAAUUUCUUAGUUCAUAAGGUUUGACUGUGUGAGCUACAGUGAGUCGUUAUAUUGACCCAUUCUCUGCUCUUGGACAUUUAAGCUUCAGGAGAGCUCCUGAAAGAUGAGAAUUCUGCAGGGAGAUAGAUUUGAGUGGCAAAGGACGUGUUAAGGCAUGGAAUGCUUUUUGUCUCUUUUGAAGGAGAUCAUCUUGGUUUCUUCCUGUUGUUGUUCCCCGGAAGAAGAAAGGGGAUACUAAUUAUGCGAGAUUGAUUUCCUGCUCGAAGUUUGCUUCACUGUGGGCAAUCGGGCUGAAGUUUGAGAGGUUUGUGUAGGUUUUAAAACACUAGAAUGGGAUUGCCAAUGAUGUGCCAAUUUACGAUGCUUGUGUUUUCCUUGGCCUCAAUGUUAAGAUGUGAAGCAGCAGUUCCAGCCACUUCUUUCAGCAAUAAGGAGGCAGUUGGGCUUUCUGUCACUGAGACAGAAAGAGUUUUGAUCGAAGACGGGAACAAUGCAGAAGUUGUAGGAGGAUUAUCAGCAAGGACACAGAGAGUUGAUCCUUUGAAUGGCUUCAAAAAGUACAUGGGUGGCUACAGCAUCACAAGCAAGCAUUACUGGAGUUCUACAAUUUAUACAGGAAGAUAUGGGUACAUAAUUGGCACAAUAUGGCUUCUCAGUGGUUUUUUGUAUGCUUGCAUUCUUGUGGCACGAAGGACUAGUUUGCUCAAGAUGGAAAGGAAGCAAAAGAAAGAACUCCCUUGUUCUAAGAGACACCAUGUCUGGGCAAUGGUGCUUGGGAUCAUAUUGGCAUGCCUCGCCAUAGUAGCAUCUGGUAUUGUGCUUGGUGGAAGCUCUAAGUUUCAUUCAAGAGUGCGAUCAAUCAAGAACAUCAUCGUAAAAACAUCACAAGAGGCUUCACAAACCAUAAACAAUGUGACAAAAGCUAUAGGCGACAUGGAAAGUGUUGCAGCACAAUAUCAAUAUGGCAUCCUUGAAGGAUCCAGCUAUUUGAAUUCCAGGUCUCAAAUUCUUAAUGACGAAGCUGCAAACAUGCAGCAAAAGGCUGAGAAGAGCAUGCACCUGGUCGAUAGGGCAAUUGGCAUAUUGAAAAUGAUGACCAUCUUCAUCAUUGUGCCAAAUCUUAUAGUUCUUCUUGCAGUUGUUGUCUUGAGGCCUCUGAGACUAAGACUUAGCCGGACUUUUUCUCUGUCUAUCAUCUUUUGCUGGCUACUUACAUUUGCCUUGUGGGUAUUCUUUGGAAUAUAUUUCUUCCUAUCUAAAUUCUCUGCUGAUACCUGUGCAGCAAUUGAGGAAUAUCAACAAAAUCCUCAAAAUAGCACCUUAAGCUCAAUCCUACAAUGCAGUGAGCAACUGUCAGCUAAUAUUUUUCUACAUGAUAUCCGACAAGGAAUCCAUGAUACCAUUGACCAGGUAAAUGCAAACAUAUCAACAGCGAAAUCACUGUCUCUUCCAGAUCUGGAGUAUGUUUGCAACCCCUUUACUGGACCACCAGAGUAUUCUUACCAACCAGGAAACUGUUCUUCCAACACAAUCAAAAUAGGAGAUAUUCCUGAGAUUUUGAAGAAAUAUACGUGCUGGGAUGAUGGUGGUGGUGGCUCUUGCAGCCAUGGAGAAUUUUUAUCACCAGCCGAGUACACAAGAGUGCAAGUCUACACGAGCUCCAUGCAGAAUAUACUUGAUGGAUUUCCUCGCAUGGAGAGACUCGCUAAUUGUCGGUUGGUUGGCGAUGCGUUCUCCAAGAUCCUUGUUGAAGAAUGCAAACCAUUGAAGUAUUAUGUUCGCUUGACAUGGACUGCAAUGACGGUUCUUUCAGCAAUCAUGGUAGCUCUUGUUUUGAUUUUGAUUUCUGAACCUGUUUACCAAGAUGGAUCGCAUUCUUCUGAUAUCUCGGUCAGGCCUCAACCAACUUCUACAGUCAUAUAGACGCACAAAUAACUUCUAGAAAAGUUGGAGGUAGAUUAGAAACAUAGAAAUACAAUUCGAAGUUCAAAAAGACGUUCAAAAUUCAACAACAUAUGACAAAUCAUAAUAGAAGUCCAUAGUGAUGAAAGAUUUUCAAGCAUUGAUGCCCUUGCAGUCCAAGAUGUUUUUUUUUAACUUGUUUUUCUCUUUUAAUAUGAUAUACUGUAAAACUUUGCAUCUGGAAAGUGUAAAUAAAAACUUCAAACUUUGGAAGAGAAUAAUAGAAC